Molecule: messenger RNA, 1683 nt
Organism: Vicia faba (fava bean)
Lineage: Eukaryota; Viridiplantae; Streptophyta; Magnoliopsida; Fabales; Fabaceae
Source: the annotation of a GenBank genome assembly
AUGAAGAAUCAACCUCAACAUAGAUCAAAUACCAAAUGCAAAUACAAAUUUCAAGGAGAUUAUGUUAGUAAAAUUUUUGGCCUCUCUUUCUCCUUCCUAUUUUCCAUUUGGUGCCUCGUUUCCAUCUUCCAUUCUAGGCUUCACCUUGUUCAUGGUUCUUCUAAAGGAGGAGAUAUGUUAGAGUUGAAUGAAUCAACCAGCAUUAGUCAGAAACUAGUAAAACCAAUGUACUCGGUUGCGGAAACAAUUAGUUUAGAACAAGUAUUUUGGAGAGUUUUAGGUAAUAAUAGUAGAUUAGUAUGCAAGUUACAAUCUCAACCAGAGGAAAAGAAACUUCAAUCAUCGCAUGAAUUCCAAAACAUAUCAGCAUUAGAAAAGCAAGAAAAGAGCAAUGAUUCGCUUGUUAACAUAACACACCGUCUAGAAUCGGAUGGUUCUGUGUACAAUUACGCGUCCGAGUCCAAAGGUGCAAAGGUAGUUGCAUAUAAUAAGGAAGCUAAAGGUGCUAUAAAUAUAUUAGGAAAGGAUCAUGAUAAGUAUUUGAGGAAUCCUUGUUCUGUUGCUGGAAAGUUUGUUGUUAUCGAACUUUCUGAAGAGACUUUAGUUGAUUCUGUCAAAAUUGCAAACUUUGAGCAUUAUUCUUCGAAUUUCAAGGAAUUUGAUUUGGCUGGUAGUUUGAAUUAUCCGACCGAAUCGUGGAGCGAGCUAGGGAGCUUUGUUGCUACCAAUGUUAAGCAGGCACAGGUUUUUAAGCUACCUAAGCCGAAUUGGGUGAGGUAUUUGAAGUUGAGCUUGCUUAGUCAUUAUGGAUCUGAAUUUUAUUGCACACUUAGUGUUGUAGAAAUUUACGGGAUCAACGCUAUAGAGCGAAUGCUUAAGGAUCUAAUAGUUACUUCUGUUGAAUCCAUUCCUCACAAGUUACCAACUCAAAAUAUCAGUGACAUUAUAACGCCGUCUUUGAAAUCAGAAGCUGAUCAAAUUGACAGAAAAGGUAACGAACUUGAAAUUAAGAACGAUACUGUGGCCGCUGAGAUAUCGAGUGUUAAUGAUGACACGCAAAAGGUUGACGCGGAAGUGACGAAAAAUCCUGUGAUUGUGAACUUGGUUCCUGAUCCCGUGAAGGAGCUUAGACAACAAUUAAAUGGUAGGAUAACUGGUGACACUGUUCUUAAGAUUUUGAUGCAGAAAGUGAAGUCUGUGGAGGUAAACUUAUCGGCAUUAGAGGACUAUAUCAAAGAAUUGAAUAGGAGACAAGGGAUUACAAUACCAAAUCUUGAGAAAGUGAUGUUUAGAUUAUCAGAAAGCUUGGAACAAAGCAAGACAGAAAUCAAUGAUCACCAGCAGUGGAACACAAAUAUGGAAAAAGGAAUAUCAGAAGUUAAGUCAUGGAAAGAUGAUGUAUCAUCUCAACUUAAUGAUUUAGCUAGAGAAAAUAACAUGUUAAGUAUCAGACUAGAUGUUCAAAAGGUUGCAAGGGAUCAAGAAAAUCUUGAAGCCAAAGAGCUUGUGGUGUUAGCAACGAGUCUUGCUUUCGUGUGCCUUGCAGUUCUGAGGAUAAUUUCAGCACGCCUGUUCUCGUUUUCUACGAUCGAUGAUGAUAGUGUUAACCAGACAACCAGAGGAUGGUUUACACUGCUUCUAUAUUGCAGUUUAACAAUAUUCAUUAUUUUGUUCUAUAGCUAG